This is a messenger RNA of Emiliania huxleyi CCMP1516, 548 nucleotides long. RefSeq names its product mitochondrial ribosomal protein L11. Gene Ontology annotation, cellular component: ribosome; mitochondrial large ribosomal subunit. The coding region runs from base 33 to 518 and encodes 161 amino acids. Gene Ontology annotation, molecular function: structural constituent of ribosome; large ribosomal subunit rRNA binding. Gene Ontology annotation, biological process: translation. The record is from RefSeq and is a predicted model, not a curated record. NCBI's taxonomy places the organism in Eukaryota, Haptophyta, Isochrysidales, Noelaerhabdaceae. The transcript has 3 exons.
CGGCUGAGCGGCUCGCGUGCAGGAAACGUGAUAUGUAUAUGUCCAGGCUCACAUCCACGUUUCGCCUGACAUUGGGCGCCUGCCAGGCCUCGCCCGCGCCGCCUGUCGGCUCGGCCCUCGGCCAGCGGGGCCUCAACCUGAUGAACUUUUGCAAGGAGUUCAACGACCGGACGGCGGCAUACGCGCCCGGGACUCCGAUGCAGGUCGAGGUCCGCUCCUACGCGGACCGCACCUUUGACUUUGACGUGUCGACGCCGCUGAGCUCCUACUUCCUCAAGAAGGCUGCGGGUGUGGAGAAGGGCACCUCGAAGCCGGGCAUCGAGUGGGUGGGAUCAAUCUCCGUGAAGGAGAUUUAUGAGAUCGCCAAGGUCAAGAUGACCGACCGCAAGCUGCAGGAGCGUUCCAACCUGAGGACGAUGUGCAAGUCGCUCGCAGCCCAGUGCAGGUCCAUCGGCCUGAAGGUAUACGAUCCGAGAGAGCUGGUUGGCGCUGACGCGGGUGGCGAGCGCAGCGUGUAGUUUAUGAGUGUCAUGAUAUGUAUACAGAAA